AUGGUUUCUUUGGAUCCCCGAGAGGAAGUCAUUCAAGCAUGGUAUAUGGAUGAUAGCAAUGAAGAUCAACGUCUUCCCCAUCACAAAGAACCCAAGGAGUUCGUCUCAUUGGAUCAACUUGCUGAACUUGGAGUCCUUAGCUGGAAAUUAGAUGCCGAUAACCCUGACACAGACCCAGAGCUGAAGAAGAUCCGUGAAGAACGCGGUUACUCUUACAUGGAUGUUUGUGAGAUCUCCCCAGAAAAGAUGCCAAAUUAUGAUGCGAAGAUCAAGAGCUUCUUUGAAGAGCAUCUACACAUUGACGAGGAGAUCCGUUACACUGUUGCUGGAAGUGGUUACUUUGAUGUAAGGGAUCGCAAUGAGGCUUGGAUUCGUGUAUGGGUGAAGAAAGGGGGAAUGAUCAUUUUACCUGCUGGAAUUUAUCACCGUUUUACAUUGGAUGAGGGCAAUUAUAUUAAGGCUUUGCGAUUUUUUGUUGGUGAACCAGUUUGGACCCCAUACAAUCGCCCACACGACCAUCUCCCUGCAAGAGGGGAGUAUAUCAAGAAUUUUGUGGAGAAGGAUGUUGCCAACCAUACUGUUGGCGCCACUGCAUAA
Molecule: messenger RNA, 597 nt
Organism: Lathyrus sativus (Indian pea)
Lineage: Eukaryota; Viridiplantae; Streptophyta; Magnoliopsida; Fabales; Fabaceae
Source: the annotation of a GenBank genome assembly